AUGUAUGAUGAACCUGAUCUUUUACUUAAUGAAGGAACUUGGCGACAUGACACAUAUGAUACAUUAAAAUAUCUUCUCGACCCACUGAUAAGCCAAAACAAAAGAAAAGAUCAUGUAUUAAAGUGUAGACGCUAUUGGGCAGAAACAACCUUAGAAGCAUCUUCAGAAAGAAAGAGAAAAGUACAAAAGAAUAAAACUAGGGGACGGAUGGUAGAUUUUGUUCUUCGUCUCAGGAGCUUAGAAAACAAAAAUCUUGAACUUUUUGUAUGUGAAAUUGCUGGCGGACCAUACAAUUUGAAAUCAGAUAAAAUUUUAUCUGAUAAAUGUAAAGUCUUUCGUGAACUUCGUGAUAUGUUGGCGGGAAUAAUUAGAUAUUUUAUAAUAAAUUAUAAAGACCGGUUUACUGAUGAUAUUGUGAAUAUGCUUCAUAAAAUAAAAGUAUAUGCAGCUAUUGGAUUUG
This is a messenger RNA of Dentiscutata erythropus, 460 nucleotides long. Lineage: Eukaryota; Fungi; Glomeromycota; Glomeromycetes; Diversisporales; Gigasporaceae. The record is from the annotation of a GenBank genome assembly.